CAACUCUUUCACCAUCAAAAGGUUAUGAUAUUUUCUCUCCUCCAACAUCUUCAAUCUUCAUCACAUUUCCCUCCACCCAAAAAACUCCACACAGACAUCACACAAUUCAACAAAAUGGCAGUGAUAAACUGCUACUUUUCGAUAACAUCUGCAGCAGCAACGCCCAUCCCACAAGAUUCUCCGACGAAUCCUCCCCCGUCUUCAUCUUCAUCGGCUCAACCAGCAAAAUCCAGCCCAAGGCCGACCAAGAUUUUGCUUCCUAAUAAGAAGCCUCUGAAAUGGACUACAGGAGUUGGCCCGGGCGAAUAUGGUGGCCCACCUACUACCACCAAGCUCAGGAAGUACUGGGGCGGCGAAGAAGAGGACCCUAUCACUUCCGAUGACUAUAUUUGGAAUAAAGAUUUCAUGGGUCGCAUGAAAAGGCUUAUUGAGGAACCUAAAAUUGUUGAUGACCCUUUUGUUUCUCCUUCAAAGGAGGAGGAUUCUGGAUUUCUUAGCUUAAAUAGAGUCAUGAGUCUUGACAGCUUGGAUGUUGACUUGAGCAAAGAGUUAACGGCCCCUACAAAAGCAAUAGUGGUAGAAGAAGUAGCGGGGAAGAGUAAAACUAGUGGAAUAGCAAGUCGAAAAUGGAGACCAGCACCCACCCGUCGCGAGCUGGAUAAGUGGGAUAAAGCUGCCAAAGCUGCAACUGGAGGAAGUGAUGUGAUGCUCAGGGAAGUACGACGGCCCAUAGGUGAUCCAGAAGUAUUGGCAGCUGAAUCAAGAGAGCAAUACUUUAAGUUAAAGGAGAGGUUGCAGUUGCUAACGCUUGGCAUCGGUGGCAUUGGCGUCAUCUCAGCUUAUAUAUCUUAUACACCUGAAAUUGCUGCUAGCUAUUUUGCAGGACUACUUGGUUCUUUGGCGUAUAUGAGGAUGCUUGGAAACACUGUGGACUCUAUGGCCGAUGGAGCCAGCGGUGCUAAAGGGCUUGUCAAGGGGGCAGCAGGACAACCAAGGCUAUUGGUUCCUGUCAUCUUGGUCAUGGUCUACAAUAGAUGGAAUGAGAUAUUAGUUCCGGACUAUGGAUUUAUGCACCUUGAAUUGAUACCUAUGUUAGUGGGAUUCUUCACAUACAAGAUAGCAACCCUCUUUCAAGCUAUUGAGGAUGCAGUAAAUGUGACAAGGGAAGAGACACAAGCUUAGAAUGAAGAUAGAAGAGACACAAGCUUGAUGCUGUACACUGGAAGGGCAACUAAUAUUUUACAAAAUCUUCUUCACUUUCUUCAACUUUGAAGUUGCAAUGGAGGCCUAUGUUCUAUUGUAUAGAAAAAGGUAGAACGGCUUCGGAUUCGUGGAAUUCUUCUGUAUUUUGUAUUAAUUUUUGUAUAGUGUAAAUUUUUGUUGUAAUAUAAUAGUUUCUGUCAUUAUUUAAUAGUGCAAGAGUAUUUUUAUCAAGUUGCAACUGUUCCUUCACAACUGCCAUUCCAAAAACUUAGUCCUUAAAUGCAUCUUGACAUAUAUUGUAAUCAGUUACACUUAAUAUUUUUUAACAAUUCUGUCAAAAAAUUUGAUUGUUC
This is a messenger RNA of Oldenlandia corymbosa var. corymbosa, 1556 nucleotides long. Lineage: Eukaryota; Viridiplantae; Streptophyta; Magnoliopsida; Gentianales; Rubiaceae. The record is from the annotation of a GenBank genome assembly.